Drosophila miranda is the source of this 958-nucleotide messenger RNA. RefSeq lists its product as uncharacterized. Gene Ontology annotation, biological process: spermatogenesis. The transcript has 2 exons. Gene Ontology annotation, molecular function: myosin light chain binding. Lineage: Eukaryota; Metazoa; Arthropoda; Insecta; Diptera; Drosophilidae. The record is from RefSeq and is a predicted model, not a curated record. The coding region runs from base 105 to 944 and encodes 279 amino acids.
CCGAACCGGCUGCCACAACAAAGGAGCCAAGCCCCAAGCCUCCGCAUCCCCUGUCAUCGAGCCCCAUUCCAGAAUGUCACUUUCACUUGGACCGUUCCACAGAAAUGUCCCACAAAAGAUUCUAUGUGCGUUUGGAGCUACAGCUGCAUGCGCUGACCUGUCCGGGCGUGUGGCUGUGCUCGCACGGCUAUCUGGAGGUCACCAUCAAGACCCUGGGCUACUACUUCCGCACCGGAGCGAUGGAGCCACGCUUCCCGAUGCUGUGCCACGACCAGUUCAAAAUGGAGGGCUACUUCAAGAGCGUGGGCUCUCUGGAGGAGAUGCACGAGUUGCUGAGGGCGGAGCAGCUGCAGAUCACCAUCUGGCAGAAUGGUCGUAGGUUGGCCUACUUCUUGGGGUCCCUCUCGGACGUGAUGCAGCCCACAGUGCCGCGAUUGAGUUGUGCCCACAGCUCCAAUGUGCAGCUGCUAAUGAAGGCAACGCCUGCGUUUCCGGGCAUCCUGGCGCCCAAGGUAGAGCUGUCGGCGCAAAUGACCACACAGGACCGACAGAAGGGAUGCAGCUGCUCCAGCCUGAACUCCAGAAGACGUCCCAAAGAGGACUGGCGUCCUCCUGUCAAUCGUCAUGUGGAGAGCCGUUGCACGAGUCGAGUGGAGCAGCCGCGCAAGCAACAGACCGUUUGCCAUGCCAAGAAAUCGAACUGUGGCCACGGCGCCUGCAGCUAUUCGGGGAGUGCAUCGCCAGAGCAGCAGCAGCAGCAGCAGCAGAACAGGCGGCGACUCUCCACCUGUUCCAGCAGUACGCAGAUUAGCAGCGUGAGCCAGAGCUCCUCUUUGACACACGGCAGCCACUCGUUCUGCUGCAGCAGCAGCGAUCCUGCAGAUGAUCACGAGAGCAGCUGCGACAUUUGCCAAGCCUACAGACGCAUCUUUUCCGCUUAUUAAACAUUCACAUAGUA